AAAAAUAUGAUGAAUAAUCAUGUAUAAAAUGAUAUAGUAUAGAACAAUAAUAUAUACGAUAUUAUCCCCGAGGGAUUUUGAAUCGUAAUAAUUUACAGAAAAUGUACUGAAAAUAAAAUUGUUAUCAGAACAUUAUUACACACUGCAUUGUGACCAAAGGAUGGUUUAAUAAUUAAGUUUAUGAUUGAAUGAGAUUUGAAGGAAAUAAAUUAAGGUAAAAAUCUAAAGUCAAUCAUGAUAAUAAUAACUAAUAUGUUUUUAAUCAUGUUUUCUAGAAAUAGAAAACUCACGGAGUAGUUUUAAUAUAUAUAGAUAAAAGGACAACAACAUAAAUAGUUUACAGAAAUAUAUUAUUUUUUCUGUUACUCAGAGAUACAUUCUUUUCCCAAGCAGAGAGAAGAAGGAAGUAAAAGAAAGUCGCGUGUUGUUUUCUCCAUAACUCAGCUCCCACUUCUUAUCUUCUUCUCUCUUCAAUCAUUUCAAAGGAUUUUUGCUGUGUGUUUGGAACUUUGGAUGGUGACGGAAGGAAUGCGUGUUGGGAAAUACGAGCUUGGGAGAACGCUUGGUGAAGGGAACUCUGCAAAAGUCAAACUCGCUACGGAUAUUGUUUCUGGCCAAUCGUUUGCCGUCAAAAUCAUCGACAAGUCUCGUACCAGUCGCCUCAAUGUCCCUUUUCAGAUUAAGAGAGAGAUACGCACACUCAAAGUUUUGAAGCAUCCAAACAUUGUCAGAUUGCAUGAGGUCUUGGCUAGCAAAACCAAGAUCUACAUGGUCCUUGAAUGUGUCACUGGAGGAGACUUAUUUGACAGAAUUGUGUCCAAAGGAAAGCUUUCGGAAACUGAAGGAAGAAAAAUGUUUCAGCAGUUGAUUGAUGGAAUAAGCUAUUGUCAUAACAAGGGCAUUUUCCACAGAGAUCUCAAGCUAGAGAAUGUUCUUCUUGAUGCAAAUGGGCACAUUAAGAUCACUGAUUUUGGCCUUAGUGCUGUGUCUCAGCAUUUUAGGGAAGAUGGAUUGCUACAUACAACCUGUGGUAGUCCUAACUACGUCGCGCCUGAGGUUCUAGCUAACAAGGGCUAUGAUGGUGCAGCAUCAGAUAUAUGGUCAUGUGGAGUAAUUUUGUAUGUUAUUCUUACUGGUUGUCUCCCUUUUGAUGAUACAAACCUCGCCGUUCUCUGCCGGAAGAUAUUCAAAGGCGACCCUCCAAUACCUAGAUGGUUAUCAUCGGGUGCUAAAACCAUGAUCAAGAGAAUGCUCGAUCCAAAUCCAGUCACAAGGAUCACAGUUACAGGUAUUAACGGAAAUGAUUGGUUCAGACACGACUACUCUCCUUCCAGUUGUGAUGAUGAAGAUAGUUCAUCCUCAUCCCAAGAAGAUGUAUCAGAAGAAGAGAAGAGCCAUGAUUCACCAACCAUCAUGAACGCCUUUCAGCUGAUCGCAAUGUCACCGUUUCUUGACCUCUCCGGUUUGUUUGAGACAGAGACUGUAUCAGAGAGGCAGAUAAGGUUCAUGUCAAAUAGGUUAGCCACUGAUGUUAUGGAGAAAAUAAAAACAAUCCUCAUGGAGAUGGGUUUCUGCGUACAGAAGAAACACACAAUGUUAAAAGCAAUCCGAGAAGAGAGUACUCGAAAAGGGCAAGGCGGGUUAUCACUAACGGCGGAGGUAUUCAAGAUGAUCCCAUCGCUGAAUAUGAUUGAACUAAGAAAAUCACAUGGCGAUUCAUCUCUAUAUAAACAGUUGUGCGAGAGAUUACUAAACGAAUUUGACGCAUCAUCCCAAAGAUGAAGAACAAAGGGUUGCUGCAAAUCAGACAAAACCGCAUCAUCUCCUCACUGCUUAACACACACACAGAAAAGAAAGACGAAAGCUUAAAAAGGAGUACUACAAUAUUACUCUCUCUUUUUUUUUUUGUCACAAAUACUACAAUAUUACUCUAAAGUCGUAUUAGUUAGAUGAUCUUA
Molecule: messenger RNA, 1958 nt
Organism: Brassica napus (rape)
Lineage: Eukaryota; Viridiplantae; Streptophyta; Magnoliopsida; Brassicales; Brassicaceae
Product: CBL-interacting serine/threonine-protein kinase 17-like
Exons: 11
Coding region: 514-1782 (422 amino acids)
Biological process (GO): protein phosphorylation; signal transduction
Molecular function (GO): protein kinase activity; ATP binding
Source: RefSeq, a predicted model, not a curated record